Molecule: messenger RNA, 1243 nt
Organism: Betta splendens (Siamese fighting fish)
Lineage: Eukaryota; Metazoa; Chordata; Actinopteri; Anabantiformes; Osphronemidae
Gene: dydc2
Product: DPY30 domain containing 2
Exons: 7
Coding region: 148-954 (268 amino acids)
Cellular component (GO): Set1C/COMPASS complex
Source: RefSeq, a predicted model, not a curated record
CGAGCGCGUUUUGGAGCGCAGCACUGGAGACGCUUUUCCCCCCAGAGAAGUUGAGGCGUGAUUGGAAACGAACGCAGAUCAUGGGACCGAUCAUCAGUCUGCAAACUUUACGAACUUUAAUAAUGAUAAACUGGUGACUAAGCUGCCAUGGACUCUCAGUAUAUAAAGACACAUCUGGGAACAUGUCUGGCGCAGGGACUCGCUGAAGUGGCCGAGCAGCGGCCGGCCAACCCCAUCCUGUAUCUGGGCCACUGGCUCUACAAGUACAACGCAAAUGUAAAAUACGAGGCUGAGAAAAAAGCUCAUUUGGAAAUCCUGGAGCAGGAGCGACUGAAGGCCAGAGAGGAGAUGUUGCAUCAGGAGAGGCUAAAGGAGGAAGAGCGCAAACUUAGUGAGGCCUUGGAUGAAGCUGGAAAACCCUCAGAGGACCAGCCAGUAGUACCCGACGAACCCACUCCAGCCUCAACAGAAUCUACUGAGGACAACAAACCUGGGACAGAAGAGAAUCCAAAAACUCCUGAUCCUGAAAACCAGCAGGACACUGAUAUUCACCAAGCGGAAGCUGCCACUGAACCAGAGGUGGUUACUGAUACUUUAACAAGUACAGAAACACCAGUGGACGAGGUCAAAGAGGACGCGGAGCUGCCGGCAGAACAAAGUGAAGUGGAGCUCGUGAGCGAGCAAACAGAAGAGACAACAGAGUUGGAGCCAAGUGCCAGUUCUGUGGAGGAUAAAACUGAAGACGAGACGUGCACCAAUCAAGUAGUGGACGAACAAGUUGGCGAAAACGAGGUUAAGGAGACAGACGGGCAACGCACGGGUGAGACCCCACACGGCCCGACUCCACUGGAGAGUGAUGAAACAGCAGAGGGGGCAGCAUCCAAUGAGAAUCCAGAGCCUCUUUCUGACCAGGAAGAGUCCAAAGAGAAGGGAGAAGAAAACGAUGAAGCAUGAUCAAACCUGUGUCUGAUUGUCCAAUCCUUCACAAACCUUAGUGAAAUUUCCAAACUCUCAAUUCUGAUUUGAUUUUUUUCAUCAACCUUAACUACAUGUUAGAUGUACUGUACAGAUUAGUAUGUUUCGUGGCUUUAUUACUCUGAUAACGGUGUAUUAUCCACGGAGCCACGAUGCCUGAACCUAAUAAAACAGUUUGUUGUUAUUGUUCACGGCCUCGAGAAGCUGUUGGAUGUCGGACCUUCAAGGAGAUCUGGAGAUGAAUCAAUAAACAUAAAUGUCAUCUUAA